UCACCGUGUUUUCUGUGUACCAAGCAAUUUUUUCCUGGUAUCCACUAUCCAUAUUGGAGUAUCUGGUUGACCCAUGACUAUUCCAACUCAAAGUCUUCCCUCCUCUUCUGUGCAAAAUCUAGUUAACUACAAACAACAGAUUGAGAAGAGAAGUGAGCAUUUAAUCCAAUCCUUUGUUGAUGGAAUCCUCCUUUCUGUUCGCACUCUUUACUGCUUUCAUCUCUCUCUCAAUCUUUGAGUCCUCCAAGGCAAGUGAUUCUUUAUAUCCGAACCAAUCAAUUAGGCACCCACACACCAUAGUAUCUGCUAGCGGAAACUUUUCACUAGGCUUUUUUUCUCCAGGAAAAACAGAAAAUUAUUAUUUGGGAAUAUGGUAUACAAGGAUUCCUAUAAAUAAGUUUGUUUGGGUUGGAAAUAGAGACUACCCAUUUCAUAAUUCUGCUACUCUUUCCAUUAGUACUGAUGGAAACAUAAUGAUUACAGACGGAAAAAUGUCCUAUAAAGUGACAAAUAUUUCAGUUAGUGGCAACGCCUUUGCCAAGCUGCUAGAUUCAGGUAACUUGAUACUCAAAGGCCAAGUCCAAAAGGCAGGAAUUUAUUGGCAAAGCUUUGACUACCCCACUGAUACACUUCUGCCUGGAAUGAACCUUGGAGAUGAUUUUAGAUUUAAUCCGGAACACGUUUGGACAUUAGUAUCAUGGAGCAGCAAAGAAGACCCUACUCCAGGCAAUUUCUCUCUGGUGGCCAAUUUUUCUGGGUCAGAUCCUUGUAAUCUAAUCAUCAAGCAGGGGAAUAAAAUAUAUUGGAAAAGUCCAAUCCGAGGACUUGCUUACAGUGGAAAAGAAAGGAACUCGACCAUGGCCAUGGAGCAACAGGAUCAUUAUACUGGGUAUGUGAGCAAUGGGUUUUGGUUUAGCGAGGUCAUCCCAAAAAAUGAGAGGUCUCGAAUUCCAACUUUCAAACUGAGAAAAAAUAUCACAAGUGGAAAAGGGUAUGUGACUUUUUCUGCAAAUACCACAGCAAUAUCUCUGAUUGUGUUAGAUGUAUCUGGGCAGCUUAAACAACAGAUAUGGUCAGAACAUGACCGCCGAUGGAAUUCACUAGUUUCUUCUAAAUGUUGGUUUCAUUCAUGUGGACCUUUCAGCUUCUGCAAUGAAAGUGCCCAUACACCAUGCACUUGUUUGAAAGGUUUCAGGCCCUAUUCUCCUUAUGCCUGGAAAGAGGGCGACACUUAUCAACGCUGUGUGAGGAAAGCCAGUUUGCAGUGCAGCGACAGCAGAGUUCUUGAGAAAGAUGGGUUUUAUCAAAUGCGUAAUUUCAUUUUGCCCAGUAAUCCAGUGAAGUUGCAUGUUAACAAUACUGAAGAUUGCAGAUCAGCUAGCUUAGGCAAUUGUUCUUGGAUUGCUUAUGCUUUGGACUAUGAACAAGGGUGCUUGGUAUGGGAAAACGAAUUAUUUGACCUGAAGAUACCUUUAGAUGGCGAUACUAAUGGCAGAGACUUUUAUCUCAAGCUUGCAGCUUCUGAAUUGAGUACUAAAGGCAAGGAGAACGGAAGUUCUCAUAAUGUGUUGUUUCUAUUUUCAUGUGUAUACAUCUUAUAUGGGUGA
Messenger RNA from Hevea brasiliensis (rubber tree), 1607 nucleotides. RefSeq names its product G-type lectin S-receptor-like serine/threonine-protein kinase At2g19130. The transcript has a single exon. Bases 180 to 1607 code for a protein of 475 amino acids. Gene Ontology annotation, biological process: recognition of pollen. NCBI's taxonomy places the organism in Eukaryota, Viridiplantae, Streptophyta, Magnoliopsida, Malpighiales, Euphorbiaceae. The record is from RefSeq and is a predicted model, not a curated record.